This is a messenger RNA of Dryobates pubescens (Downy woodpecker), 1820 nucleotides long. RefSeq names its product PARP1 binding protein (gene PARPBP). NCBI's taxonomy places the organism in Eukaryota, Metazoa, Chordata, Aves, Piciformes, Picidae. Gene Ontology annotation, cellular component: chromatin. Gene Ontology annotation, biological process: negative regulation of double-strand break repair via homologous recombination. The transcript is spliced from 10 exons. The coding region runs from base 1 to 1749 and encodes 582 amino acids. The record is from RefSeq and is a predicted model, not a curated record.
AUGAUUGCUUUCCAGCAAAAAAUUUUAAACUUGGUCAAGUGUUUUAGAAGACAAUGGCCUUUGUUUUCAAACUCUGAAAGAACUACUGUAUGUGGAGCAGACUGCAUGCUGUUGGUGUUGCAACUGUCAAUGGCUGAAAUCAAUAAACAGCACUUUGGAGAUUUCACAGUAUCACUCAGUGAUGUGUUGGAAACUUGGAACUAUUUUUUAUAUGACAAGCUGAGAUUAUCAUAUGAAAACAUGAAAGAACCCAACAAUUAUGCUGAUGUAAAAAAAGCCUAUCAUGCCUUCUUAGCAAGAAGCAAUAUGUUAGAUUUAAUAGAUAUACAUCAGAAGUACUGUGAUCUUGGACUUGUAUCUGAAGAUGAAAGCAUAGACUCUGUUCAGCUGUUGGAAUUUAUUUCUGGCAUCAUGAAUGUACAUGAAAAUAAUGGUUCUGUUCUUUCUAAUCCUUCUACGCCUGUCAACAGACAGGGCCAGGAGAAUAUGAAGGUGACAAUCCUGGCAAAGAAGUGCAUUUGUUCAUAUUUAAGCCUGUUGGUGAAUUCUAAGGAUGAUCUGGCAUUGGCUCGUGUUCUAAAUGUUCCUGACAGAGGACUUGAUAGAGAAGCCUUCACUAACCUAAAACAUGCCUCACAGAAGAGAAAUAUGUCAAUUUUCCUGAUGGCAACAUCCUUUAUCCGAACUGUAGAACUUGGAGGAAGAGGCUGUGCAUCUUCAUUAUUUGAUCCUUUAAAAGCCCAUGUAAAGGGACUUUCAAACUUUGUUAACUUUAUUGAAAAACUGCAAGAAAUCAUGGGUGAAAUCUUAAACCCGAGAAUCGCAGGUGGGCGAAUUCUGUCAACAGUGAAGAUGCACUUGAUAAAAGGCCGAAGCAAUGGGGAUCCUUUCUGUAAGGCAGUAGAGGAAGUUGUAGAAGAUUUGGAUUUGAAGAUUAAAAAUAUUAUCGAUUCACAACAGGAAGUCUUGACUGCCAGCACUACUGGAGUCAGUCCAGCACGGCCAAAACUGCAUUCCAUAAACCAUGGCACUGUGUAUUGUGGCAGAGAUACUGUAAAGGUCUUACUAGUUCUUCUUGAUGAAGAAACUGUCAAUCCUCCCACCCAGAACAAAGCAGACCUAUUAUAUGAGGAUGAAAGCUCUAACUUGCUUGGAAUGACCCCUGUUUUAACACUCUUCAAAUCUCCAGUACAAUCAGAUGGAUCUUCUCCAAAACCUCUUAGACAACGUAUUCAGAAAUCUUUGGAUGACAAAACAGUCAAGAUGAAGCAAUCUUCACUCAAAUCUCAGUUUGCAUGUACAUAUAAAAAUGAGCUGAGUGAGAUAAAGGGUCAACAUUUCCUCAGCGGUAGCCAAAUUCCAACUUGCAUAGACCCUGCACCAAAGCAACAUCUAAAAGCUGGAGAUGUCACAGAAGGUAUGAAUUCAUGUCUUGAUGUACCAGUGCUUGGAACUAUUUCUGAAAAUGUUCACCAGACUAGAAGUUAUACAGAAAUGGGAAGGCUGAGUUGUCAGCCAAGAAACAAGUACUCCAAGAAUGAACAGAUGGAUUUGAAUAAUGACAAAGUAAUCUGUGAUAAGGAAAGUGAACCAUCUUUGCAAAAAAAUGCGAAGAGACCUAAAACUUCGAGCAACCCUCAGAAGGAAUUGGAUAGCAGAAAGGAUGGAAAAAGAAAACACAGCAAAACUGCAAGCAAGAAUAAGUUGAUUGCUGGUCAGGCAAAAUUAACUCACUAUUUCCGACUCUAAGUUUUUGUUUUGACACACAUGGCAUCUUGACUGGUUCAGAAGCUUUUAGAAUUUUUGUGAGAGAAGGAUGA